AUGACUUUCAGAAAGGACAAGCAAGUUGUUAAAUAUAAAACAUCUAUGAAUACAACUGCGGCAUCUUUUGAUGCUGAAGUUCAGUCAAAAGCUAAGGUAUCACUUUUACCCUGUUAUAGAUCUCAGCUGCCCAUAUCAAAAGCAAAAUAUGAUGGUCUAGUCAAACUUUGUACUGAUAAAGUCAUUCCUAAUUGCUUCAAACAUGAAUUUGUAAACAUUCCACGUGCAACAAACGUCAAAGAUUGUCUACCUGAAUCAGAUAUUGAAGAUUAA
This is a messenger RNA of Pieris macdunnoughi, 273 nucleotides long. NCBI's taxonomy places the organism in Eukaryota, Metazoa, Arthropoda, Insecta, Lepidoptera, Pieridae. The record is from the annotation of a GenBank genome assembly.